Osmerus eperlanus (European smelt) is the source of this 654-nucleotide messenger RNA. RefSeq names its product chymotrypsin A-like. The transcript has 6 exons. Gene Ontology annotation, molecular function: serine-type endopeptidase activity. The record is from RefSeq and is a predicted model, not a curated record. NCBI's taxonomy places the organism in Eukaryota, Metazoa, Chordata, Actinopteri, Osmeriformes, Osmeridae. The annotation marks the transcript as partial. Gene Ontology annotation, biological process: proteolysis.
CCUGACCAUGGGGUUCUAUCAUUAGGCUGUGGCUCACCUGCCGUCCAGCCUGUCAUCACCGGCUACGCCCGCAUCGUCAACGGUGAGGAGGCCGUGCCCCACUCCUGGCCCUGGCAGGUGUCCCUGCAGGACUACACUGGCUUCCACUUCUGCGGUGGCUCCCUGAUCAAUGAGAACUGGGUCAUCACUGCUGCCCACUGUGUUGUGAUGACUUCUCACCGUGUCAUUCUGGGAGAGCAUGACCGCUCCUCCAAUGCUGCGGAUAUUCGGACCAUGAAGGUCGGAAAGCAAAAGUAGGCCUUUUAACCGGUCUUCAAGCACCCCAAAUACAAUGGUUUCACCAUCAACAACGACAUCACCCUGAUCAAGCUGGCCAGCCCCGCUCAGAUGGGUCUCCGUGUGUCCCCUGUGUGUGUUGCUGAGACCGGUGACAACUUCCCCGGUGGCAUGAAGUGUGUGACCUCUGGCUGGGGUCUGACCCGCUGUAAUGCCCCCGACACCCCCGCCCUGCUGCAACAGGCUGCUCUCCCUCUGCUGACCAAGUCCAGCGUUUCAGCGCCAGCAAGAUCACCAACCCUGGUCCUCAGGGAACCCCUGUCCUGCAUUUUUAAGAUGUUUCUUGGCUCCGACACACCUAAUUCAAAUGCAUGGUGA